Molecule: messenger RNA, 1256 nt
Organism: Dermacentor andersoni
Lineage: Eukaryota; Metazoa; Arthropoda; Arachnida; Ixodida; Ixodidae
Product: sodium- and chloride-dependent neutral and basic amino acid transporter B(0+)-like
Biological process (GO): nitrogen compound transport; sodium ion transmembrane transport
Cellular component (GO): plasma membrane
Source: RefSeq, a predicted model, not a curated record
UGUAAGAAUAAAAGUUCCAAAGCACCUUUAUAUUUACUCGCUUUCACCUAUUUAUCAUAACUAUAGAUCCAAAUUCAUAUACCUGUAAUAAACACCCUAAAUUACCCACCCUAAAUUACCCAAUUCUUAGCCAAUUAGCCUGAGUAGGUAGGGGCCACUGUCGUACAGGUCAUCAACACCAUCAAGAAGAAGAAGACGGUGAGAGUGACAGUGAAGAGAAAGAUGCCCUUAUUUUUCUUCUGAUUCCUUGCCAAUUAUCUCAGUUGUUUUUUCUGUCCAAUCUGUCCCGAUUCUGUCAAUUCUGUCCCAACCUUAACCAAUCCCCCGUAGCUGGCAUGAGCCAAUAACAUAGGGCAAAAAAAAAGAAGGAAGAAAGAAUGCAACCCUUCAGGGAGCACGGGCUCAGCGCCUAUAAGGAAGAAGAAGAACGCGACUGGAGAUAUAGGGCCCACAUCUAGAAGGCACCGACCAUCUCUCCUCAGCGAAUCGUGGCCCGCCGUGCUGUAGAGGAGGUAAGAAAGGCCUGCGAUCACCCUUCGGCAGUCGGGACGUGGACGCUGGUCACCCGGGCCCUGCGCAAUGCCGCCCCCCGACGACCGGGAGCAGUGGCGGACGCGCAACGAGCUCACCUUCGCCCUGGUCAGCCUCGCGCUCGGCCCCAGCAACGUGGUCGCGUUUCCCUACCUCAUCUACGACAACGGAGGAGUGGUGUUCGUGCUGGUGUACACUUUCCUCGUGGCCACCGUGGGCUUGUCCAUGCUCUACCUGGAGACCUUCCUGGGACAGUUCUCCGGAUGGUCUGUCCCGAAAGCCUUCGGCGGAUUCCCCAUGGCCAAAGGCCUCGGCUGGACCAUGGUGUACACGACGGUGCUGCUGAGCGUGUUCCAGUCGCCCUAUAUGGCCUACUGCCUCAUCUACAUGGUCGAGUGCUUCUCGCCGCAUCUUCCCUGGGAGUCCUGCCCGGGAGGAGGAGGAGGAGGAGCGGGAGCCGCAGCAGCGGUCUCCGGGGUGGCGGACAACCACUCAUCCCUGCCCGCCCUCUCCGGCUCCAGCAGCAAUGCCAGCAGCUCCAGCGAUGGCUGCUACGAGAUUGGGCACGGCCUGGUCAGUGGCCUCCGCACGUAUCGCGUCUUUCAGGCUCCUAGGGAGACAUCUGUAGUAGAUAAUUGGCUUUGAACAUUGUGAGGUCUUUUAAAUUAUUAGCGAUUACCCGAACGGUGCGGGCUUCUUAUAAUAAAGCUGUGUCAUUAAGGCGA